AUGGCGUUUAUUAAAGAGGAGAGUGAAGAUGUGAAGAUUGAAGAAGCAUUCACAGUCAAACAGGAAGAUCUGCAGGAACAAUCAGAUCUGAUGGUGCUGAAAGAAGAGACUCAUGGACAGAAUGAAAUGGAUGAGAAACAGCAGUUUGAGAAACCCCAAGAAAUAACGACUGAUGAAAAACCCACACUGACUAAAAAGACUUCAUCACACAGAAGACCUCGGAAAUCCAAAUCUGGGUGUAAUUUCAGCUGCAAACAGUGUAGAAAGAGUUUCAGUCAAAAGUCAAACCUUGAUGUUCACAUGAGAGUUCACACUAGGGAGCAACCUUUCACCUGCGAACAGUGUGGAAAGAGUUUUGGUCAAAUACAAGGCUUUAAAGCCCACAUGAGAAUUCACACUGGAGAGAGGAAGUUCACAUGCCAAGAGUGUGGAAAAAGCUUCCGUCAUGCAAGAAACCUGGCAGCGCACAUGAGAACUCACACUGGAGAGAGGAAGUUCACAUGCCAAAAGUGUGGAAAAAGCUUUUAUCAUGCUGGACACUUUGCAGCACACAUGAGAACUCACACUGGGGAGAAGCCUUUCAGCUGUAAACAGUGUGGAAAGAGUUUCUGUCAAAAGCCAAACCUUGAUGUUCACAUGAGAGUUCACACAGGGGAGAAACCUUACACCUGCGAACAGUGUGGAAAGAGUUUUAGUCAAAUACAAAACUUUAAAAUCCACAUGAGAAUUCACACUGGAGAGAGGCCAUACACAUGCCAAAAGUGUGGAAAAAGCUUUUAUCAUGCUGGACACUUUGCAGAACACAUGAGAACUCAUACUGGAGAGAAGUCUUUCAGCUGUAAACAGUGUGGAAAGAGUUUCAGUAAAAAGCUGACCCUGAUUGCUCACAUGAGAGCUCACACUAGGGAGAAACCUUACACCUGCGAACAGUGUGGAAAGAGUUUAGGUAAAAAACAAGACCUUUACAUCCACAUGAGGAUUCACACUGGAGAGAAACCUUACACAUGCACAGAGUGUGGUAAAAGUUUUCCACAUAAAAACACACUCAAACACCACAUGAGGAUUCACACUGGAGAGAAGCCGUUUGCAUGUGCUCAGUGUGGAAAGAGCUUCACAACCAAAACUAGCCUCAAGAACCACAUGAAUGGACACACUGGAACCAUAGUGUUCACAUGUGAUCAGUGUGGAAAGAGUCUCACACGCAAAGACACCAUUAAGAAACACAUAAAGACUCACUCAAGAGAGGAUCGUUUUAGAUGCAGUGAAUGUGGAAAGGGCUUUAAAAGUAAAAGAAGCCUCAACACUCACAUGAAGCUUCACAAUGGAGAGGAGAGUCCUCAACAUUGAGGCCUUGUCCACACAAACACGAGUAUAUUCAAAACGGCAGCUUUUUCACGUAGUUUGGCUGUUCAUUCAAGUGAAGUUUAUUUAUAAACUACUUUCAAGAGGAUCACAUGCUUAUGAUUGUCCACGGCCGGUCCUGCAUUAGCUAAAACAUGAUUCACCAUUCAGAUGAUUCCUAACUCACUAUAAAUAACCUCUUAACUCAGUUAUCUUUGUCUUGAAGAAUCCCUCUCCCACCCUUACUCCCCCUCCUUUCUAGAUUGGGCAACACGGCAGCCAUUGAAUAGCCAGUGGUUAGCACUGUUGCCUCACAGUAAGAAUGUCGCAGGUUAAAGUCCCUGCUAACCAGUUGACAUUUUUGUGCAGAGUUUGCUCACUCUCCCUGUGCUAACGUGGGUUUCCCCUGGGUCCCCUGGUGUUCUCCCACAGUCCAAAAACACACAACCUAAGUAAACUGAACAUUAAAUUGGCACCAUAGUCGAGCUCUUUGUAAGCCUUAUAUUUCCCUUUAGCCGACCCUAUAUCUGUCAUUAGAAUAGAAAGAAGUCUGGGGAGUUCAUCGAGAUCUACCUGAGCUCACACUCCCCUCUCGUCCUGCUUACUGGAUGGAGCCCAGGGCUCGAGGAUCUUAUGAGCUUAGGUCUGUAAGAGGCUAAAUUAUCAUAUGCAUUUGUUUAUAAUACAAAACAUGCUUUUUCACUCAAGAAGGUCCA
Danio rerio (zebrafish) is the source of this 2057-nucleotide messenger RNA. Lineage: Eukaryota; Metazoa; Chordata; Actinopteri; Cypriniformes; Danionidae. The record is from RefSeq and is a predicted model, not a curated record.